Staurois parvus is the source of this 978-nucleotide messenger RNA. The record is from the annotation of a GenBank genome assembly. NCBI's taxonomy places the organism in Eukaryota, Metazoa, Chordata, Amphibia, Anura, Ranidae.
AUGAACAUGUCCGUGCAGCAUCGUAUACUGGAACUUAAUAUAAGCAACUUAGAUGGCAAUAACACAGUGCCAACAAGCAAGACUAAGCUGUCUUCGUGUGAUCAAGUGGUAAUAGCUGCAGAAGUGUUUUUGACGCUUGGUAUUCUAAGCCUCCUUGAAAACAUCCUUGUGAUUUUUGCCAUUAUCAAGAAUAAGAAUUUGCAUUCCCCUAUGUAUUUUUUUGUAUGUAGCUUAGCCGUAGCUGAUAUGUUGGUUAGCGUGUCUAAUGCAUGGGAAACAAUCACAAUAAACCUCAUAAAUAAUAAACAUCUUGUUAUGGAAGAUGCAUUUGUACGUCAUAUAGAUAAUGUUUUUGAUUCCAUGAUCUGUAUAUCAGUGGUGGCUUCUAUGUGCAGUUUACUAGCCAUAGCUAUAGACCGCUAUAUCACCAUUUUCUAUGCUCUUCGGUACCACAACAUCAUGACUGUAAAAAGAGCUGGAGCCAUUAUUGCUUGUAUAUGGACAUUCUGCACUGGCUGUGGAAUUAUAUUUAUUCUUUACUAUGAAUCAACGUAUGUAAUAAUAUGCCUCAUUAGUAUGUUUUUCACCAUGCUCUUCCUCAUGGUAUCUUUAUAUAUCCAUAUGUUCUUGUUGGCACGUACACAUGUCAAGAGGAUAGCUGCUCUGCCAGGCUAUAAUUCAGUCCACCAGAGAACAAGUAUGAAAGGAGCCAUCACUCUUACCAUAUUGAUAGGAAUAUUUAUUGUUUGCUGGGCUCCAUUCUUUCUCCAUCUCAUUCUGAUGAUUUCAUGUCCACAGAACCUUUACUGUGUCUGUUUUAUGUCCCAUUUUAAUAUGUAUCUCAUCCUUAUUAUGUGCAACUCUGUUAUUGAUCCUCUGAUAUAUGCCUUCCGCAGUCAGGAAAUGCGAAAGACAUUCAAGGAAAUCAUUUGUUGCUGCAAUAUGAGAAUUACUUGUGAAUUACCUAGAAAAUAUUAA